UUUUCUGUUAUCUGCUCUUCUCCCGGACAUUCCAGCCAGAGGACCAGGAUUUCAUUGCCGUGAUCGGAUAUACGCCAAAUCCAGGAGACCAAUCUUUGGAGAUCCCAGCCGGGAAAGGAAAGCUUCCGAGGGAGUAAGAACCAGAACAAACCAGGAGGAUACCAUGGCUGAUUUUGCCUACCGCCCGUCCGCCCCCAUGGCGAACGAUCGGUGGCUUUCUUCACGAAGGUGGGGGGGAAACCUCGAGACCAACCAUCAGGAAAGGAGCAUAUGGCAGCUGACGGCGGACUCAAGCCCGAUCUACAGUAAUACGUUGUACAGUGCCAGGUUUGAGACGGGAAGCACCCCGUCUCUACCGCAAAGCGUGUCGUACACACAAGGCCCUGCAUCUGCACAUAACAUGCCCCCAACAAGCUUGGCCCCAGGAGGCCUCGGCCAGCUCGGACGAGCAUCCCACGAGGCGUCGGCCUUCUCCUUCUCCACGGCAUGCAGUUCCCCGCUAACGCAGGGGCUGUACACGAACGCGGCUCCCAUCCAAGCUCCGUUCAAAGGCUCCUGGGGCUGGGACCAACAGUCGAACUACUCUGGAAACAACCAAGGGCACUACCAGGGAAGGUACUCACCGUCCGAUUCCAUGGAUGAGCUUGGCUCGCCGAGCGUUUCUGACUACUCCCUGGACAAUGCCAUGGCCAGCCCCGCGGCGCCGAGCAGCAAGAGCAGGGUCAGCCCGGGAGGAGGAGGAGCAGCAGGAGGAGGAGGCGGAGGAGGGCGGCCACGCUCGCAGCGACGUCCGUCGAACCGGGACGAGUUCGACGGCCCGCACCAGUUCCUGAAGCGGCCGCCGGCGGAGUACAUUGCGCUGCAAGAGCGGGAGCUGCCGCGGCUGCCGACGCAUCUCCUGGUGCAAGAGCAGGAUAGUGUCCUGAACCAGGUCAACGACCGGCUGUCGCAGUGCGCGUAUGACUUUGUGGCCAAGUACCAGUUCCCGAUCCCGCUGACGCAGGACAUGCGGCCCGUCGAGCGCCCGCAGGACCGCGAGUGGACCGAGUGGGUGUACCUGCUGAAGCGGCUCGCCACCAAGCGGCGCAUCCCCGCGCGCGUGCUGUACAACGGCCAGAUCAAGCAGUUCGUGACCAUCCUGGAGAACUCGCUCGAGAUGCGCCACGCCGCCAAGCACCAGAGCCGCCCGCUCAAGGAUGACAGGAACAUCCUGCAGCUGAUCUCGGCGGGGAUCCAGGUCGCCAAGAUCCUGAAGGAUGCACAGGCUAUGGAUUACCUUGACAGGCUUUACGUUUCCACGGAACGGCGCAUCCAGGAGCGGGUCGCCGCAGCGGCCGCUGCUUCUGCUGCCGUGAGGUUCCGCUAAGAAAAGGGACCCCCCCAAA
Molecule: messenger RNA, 1385 nt
Organism: Chaetomium strumarium
Lineage: Eukaryota; Fungi; Ascomycota; Sordariomycetes; Sordariales; Chaetomiaceae
Exons: 3
Coding region: 164-1366 (400 amino acids)
Source: RefSeq, a predicted model, not a curated record